This is a messenger RNA of Wallemia mellicola CBS 633.66, 2247 nucleotides long. RefSeq names its product MFS general substrate transporter. Gene Ontology annotation, molecular function: transmembrane transporter activity. Gene Ontology annotation, biological process: transmembrane transport. The transcript is spliced from 5 exons. The coding region runs from base 184 to 1617 and encodes 477 amino acids. NCBI's taxonomy places the organism in Eukaryota, Fungi, Basidiomycota, Wallemiomycetes, Wallemiales, Wallemiaceae. Gene Ontology annotation, cellular component: membrane. The record is from RefSeq and is a predicted model, not a curated record.
UGCUGCUCCUCUGGUAAAUCUAAGGCAAUAUUGAUAUUCGGUUCUAGAGAAUCCUCGUUUAGAUUUAUCGUAGGAUAAGCUUCUCCUUUAUCGUCAAGCUUCGGCUGUGCGAAUUUGACGCUUAUAUUUAUAUUGACGUCCUUCAUUCGUUGUGGUUCACUAUCAACAACCAAGUCGGCUGGAAUGCGUAAUUCUGCAAAUCUUACGCGUACAAUAACAUUACUAUUCUGUUUUAUAACAGCACUAGGCGCUGGAACGAACUAUGUAUUCAGCUCAUACGGAGAACAACUAGCGAGGAGGCUCGAUUUAAACCACACGCAGAUUAGUAUAGUCGCUAGUUGUGGAAACGCAGGUGUUUACUUCACUGCACCCGCUUGGGGACGGUUUAUCGACAAGUUACCACUCAGAAUACCGCUUCUAAUCAGCUCAUGUGUGCUAUUUAUUGGUUACUUUGGUAUAUACUCAUUCUACGCUGGUUUAAUUCAUUCACAAAACCCUGUCGUCUGGGUUUCCUUACUCUCGAUAAUUGCCGGUAUGGGUGGUAGUGGCUCCCUAUUGUCGGCAUUAAACGCAACAGCACGGUCGUUUAAUGAUAACACACGAGCAACCGCGUCUGGUAUUGUUCUAUCUGGAUUCGGUUUGAGCGCCUUUUUCUAUUCAUUUAUUAGCCACGAAGCUUUCCAAGGAUCAACUGAUGACUUCUUGCUCGCACUAGCGAUUGGUACUUCAUUAUCCGUAUUACUUGGUGCUUUAUUUAUCAAUGUGGUUCCGCCAGAAAGUGAGAAAGUAGCUGAUAAUGAGGAAGGACGUCCACUUUUUGACGAGAACGCUUCGCUUGAUGAGGACAUACUCACCUCUGGAUCACCACUUGCUAUCCUUAAAAGCUUAGACUUUUGGCUCAUGUUCAUCAUCAUAGCACUCUUAGCUGGUACGGGAUUGAUGUGGAUUAACAACGUCGGAGCUGUCGUACAAGCACUUUACGCUUAUCACCAUCCACAUUACGACCCUGUCACUGUGGCACAAGCUCAAACGAAACAAGUUAGUCUGCUCAGCUUGACAAAUUGUGCGGGUAGGAUCAUUAUUGGAUUAAUUUCUGAUUACAGUCACAAGAAGUACAAGUUGAAUAGGGCAUGGUGGGCAGCUGUAAUUUCAAGCGCUUUUGUGGUCUCACAGUUAGUUGCGCAAUCAAUAAAGGUCCCAGGACAGCUCGGUUGGGCAACUGCUAUGAUUGGAUUAUCGUAUGGAAGUCUCUUCGCCAUUGGACCAGUAUUGACAUUGGAGAUAUGGGGACUUCACGCUUUCUCAUCUAAUUGGGGUUUAAUGUCGCUUGCACCAGCUCUAGCCGGCCCAGUUCUCAAUCUAAUCUUUGGUGGAAUCUACGACUCACAUGCACCAACAGAGGACGAACUAGAGAAGUAUUCUAAAUUAGAGAACAUAUUAAACAUGCCAGCGACCGCAUCAACAUGUCUCGAAGGACGCGCUUGCUAUAUUUCUUCAUUACAUUUAACUACAAUGGCAUGUGUGAUCGCAUUAGCUUUGUCAAUAUACUGCGCAAAGAGGAGGUCAUCCCGUACGCCUAUUUUCAGAGAAGAAACGAUAGACGAAAGAUCAGAGUGAAUAUCUCAAUCAACGAUCUGUCUAUAGGUCAAGCUAAUCCGACCGGUUUUAACCUUUGGUUCUUUCUUGAUUUCAUGCUUCCAAUAACGCUGUGUAGAUCCUUGCAUGACCAAAUAAACUCCCGUUUGUGAGCUUGAGAGUGCUCUUCUCCCGUCCUGGAACAUCUGUCUCUGGGUAUACCUUGAGUGCAGCUUUCGUCGUCUGCGGUGAGAGAUGUAUCGUUCUCUCAGCACCUAGACUGACAGUUGCUAUGACUUGAUUGUUAAAAUUAUCAUUGUGUUUGCCAAUAUAGACACUGCCAUCUUGGUAAUAGUUUAGCAUACAGUGUGUAAAGUCUACACCAGUGACUUCUUUCAAUCGCCCGGCGAUUUGGUUGACGAGCUGAGGAAAUGGAUGAUUCACUUUAGCAUCAUGAUUGCUGUAUUUCAUAUGUGCACGCUUUUCUUCUAUCGCAUAGACAGCAACUUGACGAGAUUGAAUGACGUCUUUCCCGUAUAUCUUUAAAGUGGGUCGAUAGAAUUCCAACUCUAACGCUUGAUUGUACAACUCGUUCGCUUCGUUUUGCUUGAGAAACUCAUUCAUGUAGAAGAAAUCGCCACCACGCAUAUCCUCAAGUUUAUAGUUGUCAAC